Messenger RNA from Microcebus murinus (gray mouse lemur), 3121 nucleotides. It is a transcript of the gene ZNF275, whose product is annotated as zinc finger protein 275. NCBI's taxonomy places the organism in Eukaryota, Metazoa, Chordata, Mammalia, Primates, Cheirogaleidae. The record is from RefSeq and is a predicted model, not a curated record. Gene Ontology annotation, biological process: regulation of DNA-templated transcription.
ACGCGCCGCGGGGCUGCUGGGCUCCACCGGGCGCUGGCGGCUCCGUGGCUCUUCCUGCCACGCCGGGCCUGCCGGGGCCGCACCGACGCCGCUUUGCCAAGGUCGCGUGUCGGCCGCCGCCGGGCCCAGUCCAACAGGUGGGACCUUACCUGCUGAGCUAGUCUCUGAGAAUUGUUCUGAGACAUGAUGAGCCAUCCCUGUGUGUCUCUUUUGGCUUCACCUGCUCCCCAGGGUCUUGCCCUUCCCCAGGACGGAGCCCCAGGAAACCAGGUCCUGGCAGUCCCUCUAGAGACGCCGCAGGCCCAGGAUUUGAUGACAUUUGAUGAUGUGGCAUGCUACCUCACCAAAAAGGAGUGGCUGAGGCUGGACCCUGAGCAGAGGGCACUGGCAUAUUAUGGGAACAUGACCUCCAUGGGAGCUCCUGUUUUAAAUCCCGCCUUGGUCUCUCACCUGCCGCAAGGACAAGUGCUGUUGGUAUCAGACCCAUCCAUCCACAUGGACCCAGCUAAGUGCUCUGAAAGCACCCCGGUGACCCAGCACCAGAUGAUGGGGGAAGACACCCAGUCACAGGAGAUGGCCUCCGCAAACUCCCCAAUGGCCGGUGACCCCAGCCCUGAGGUCAAACAGAAUGAGGAUUCUGAGAGGAAGGGAGGGAGCCCACAGAAUAUGCCUAUAGAACAUCAUUUUGCAUGUAAAGAGUGUGGGGACGCCUUUCGGCUUAAAGUCCUCCUCGUUCAGCACCAGAGGGUCCACAGCGAGAAAAAGGGCUGGGAAUGCGGUGAUUGCAGGAGGGUCUUCAGGGGGGUGUCGGAGUUUAAUGAGCACAGGAAAAGCCAUGUGGCCCCAGAGCCCCGGCCUGGUCCCAGUCGGGCCCUGGAAGAUGCGGGGGAGAAGAGGGAGCAAAUGGAGCGGGAGGCGAAGCCCUUCGAAUGCGAGGAGUGCGGGAAGCGGUUUAAGAAGAAUGCGGGCCUUAGUCAGCACCUGAGGGUGCAUAGCCGAGAGAAGCCCUUCGUCUGUGAGGAGUGUGGGCGGUCCUUCAAAGUCAACACCCACCUCUUCCGACACCAGAAGCUUCACACUGCGGAAAAGCCUUUUGCCUGCAAGGUGUGUGGCAGGAAUUUCCUGGAUCGCCAGGAACUGCUCAAGCACCAGCGGAUGCACACCGGUCACCUGCCCUUUGACUGUGACGACUGCGGCAAGUCCUUCCGAGGGAUCAACGGGCUGGCCGAGCAUCAGCGCAUCCACAGCGGGGCCAAGCCGUAUGGCUGUCUGCACUGCGGCAAGCUGUUCCGGCGGAGCUCGGAGCUCACCAAGCACCGGCGAAUCCACACGGGUGAGAAGCCAUAUGAGUGCGGCCAGUGUGGCAAGGCGUUCCGCCAGAGCUCCAGUCUGCUGGAGCACGCGCGCAUCCACAGCGGCGAGCGGCCCUACGCGUGCAGCGAGUGUGGCAAGGCCUUCCGUGGGCCCUCCGACCUGAUCAAGCACCGGCGCAUCCACAGCGGACUGAAGCCCUACGCAUGCGACAAGUGUGGGAAGGCCUUCCGCAGGAGCUCAGGCCUGAGCCGCCACCGGCGCAUCCAUAGCUGGGCCAGGCGCUGUGAGUGCGGAGAGUGUGGCCGUGUCUUCAAGAGGCGCUCAGUGCUGCAGAAGCACCAGCCAACCCACCACGAGUAGAGGAGUAAAAGAGCCCUGUCCGCGGCCAGCCGGGGGGCCCCGGAGGGCAUGGCACAGUCACAGGAGAUAAACAGUUUUGUAGCGCUUAUAUAUUUUGUCAUCCGAAGGACUGAGACCAAUUUAUACUGCCACCAGCAAUUUCUAAGUAUACAUGUUUCCCAUUGUGGCCAUCGAGAGUAGCUUUUUCCAUUUUAACUUAGUUUGGAUAACUAACUGUCUGAAAGUACCAUCAGGGUAUUGAAAUCCGCACACCUUGAAUCCCAGAUGGAGAGAAGAGAAAGCUGGAUGUGGAGGUGGAGAGGGGCUUGAAGGUCAUCUACCCAAGCUCCCCACCCCCAGGGAAACACAGUUAUUCGAUGAUGGCCUCAAUAUGCUGUGAUCCCAGCUUUCCCCAAGAGAAGAUUGCCCCAAAGUAUUUUGGCCUACUUGAAUUUAUAAAUUUUUAGGGAUGUAAAUAGAACACUCAAAUGUCUUAUGAUAUUUAAUUUAUUAAUUUAGUUAUACAUACAUAUUAUAAAUCACAUAUAGAAUAAUAUAUUAAUUUAGAAAAUAAUCCUUUUUGCCACAGUCUGUUUCAUGGAAUCAUUUUAUUCUAACUCCUCAUGAGCAUUUUUUAGCUCACCGUCUUCACCAGCAUGGGAGACCCUUUGAGUCAUCAGACAGUAUCAAAGCAUAUCCAGUGACUUCCAUCCAAGCUGUGCACAGUAGCACCGUGACAAUCCCUGUAUGAGGCUCUCACUACAGAUUUCCUCCUAAGCCAUAAGAACAUAUUUGCAUAACAUUAAAAUAGUUGGGACCACCCCCCCUAAUAAGAGAUAAGUCUCAAGGACUGGAGUGUAAGGUGACGCCUCCUUUUUGGAAUCACAAGCUGCUCAUAUCGGGCCUAGAUGGCACUUCUCCAACCCUCCGUUUCCAGCUCUAUAAAAUGGGAUAGUCACAGUACCUACCUCCUAAGGUGAUCACAAGGACUCUAUCGUACUCGCAGAGCUUGGAGGUACACACACUCAGCGAAGGCCAUCUGCUGUCAUUGUCACAGUCAUUGCUGUCAUUCUAUGGCUCAUUAGUACCAGGCCUCCUGACUGGUAGUCUCAUCCUCUUUCUCUCAUGUGAUGACUUUAAUACUGUGUCUGUUUUCUUGCAUGCAGAUUAUAAGUUCAUCUCCUUUGACUAGUUAUCAAGUUACCUUUGGAUAUAUUGGCUUUAUAUAGCAGUUCUUUCUAUACUUAUUGUGAUGUUCUCUUUUCCAGUUUUAUUGCUUUGCUUUUUGUAGCAGUUUUAUUCCAUUUUUGUUGUACAAGCUUUUAAUUUUUACAUAUCCAAGCAUUCAUUUUUGUCCACUAAGUCUUAACUUUCAUUGCCUCCAUAGUUAGAUAUGAUGACAUUUUCUUCUAGAUUUUUUUUUUUUUUUGAGACAGAGUCUCGCUUUCUUGCCUAGGCUAGAGUGAGU